This is a messenger RNA of Penicillium angulare, 858 nucleotides long. RefSeq names its product protein-transporting protein BCP1. The record is from RefSeq and is a predicted model, not a curated record. Lineage: Eukaryota; Fungi; Ascomycota; Eurotiomycetes; Eurotiales; Aspergillaceae. The transcript has 3 exons. The coding region runs from base 1 to 858 and encodes 285 amino acids. Gene Ontology annotation, cellular component: nucleus.
AUGGGAAAACGCAAGCAAGAUCUCGGUGAUGUCCCUAUGGGCGGCACCAAAAACGCCGACGACGAGUCCGAUGAUGACGUUGACAUGAUCAAUGUCGACUUCGAAUGGUUCGAUCCUCAACCCGCCGUCGACUUUCACGGUCUUAAAAACCUAAUCCGUCAGCUCUUCGACAAUGACGCCCAGAUCUUUGAUUUGUCCGCCCUAUCCGACUUGAUCUUGUCGCAGCCGCUGCUCGGAUCUACCGUGAAGACUGACGGCAAUGAGUCGGAUCCUUAUGCUUUCUUGUCUGUUUUGAAUCUGCAGGAACACAAGGACAAACCCGUCGUCCAAGACCUGAUCAAGUACAUCAAAACCAAGGCCGCUUCCAACCCCUCCCUUUCCCCUCUCAGCGAGCUCGUUUCCCAGACCCCAGUCCCACCUAUUGGCUUGGUUCUCACUGAGCGAGUAAUCAACAUGCCGGCGCAGGUCAUUCCGCCCAUGUACAAUAUGUUGCUGGAGGAGAUCGCCUGGGCCAUCCAGGACAAGGAGCCAUACAACUUCUCGCACUACCUGAUUAUCUCCAAGGGAUACGAGGAGAUUGAGUCAAAAUUAGAUCUUGAGGAGUCCCGACCACAGAAGAAGUCCAAGAAGGGCGGCGAUGGAGCCCAGCGCUUCCUUUUCCACCCCGAGGAUGAAGUGUUGCAGCGCCAUGCUAUGUGCUCCGGAACAUAUGAGUUUACCCACAAGCAGGAUGACGGCCACUCAGACUCUAAACGCGCUUUCCAGGAACUUGGUAUUAUCACCAAUGGUAGCAUGAUUCUGCUCGAAUCGGCGCAAUUCGAAGCUACAGUUAAGGCCGUAGGCGAGUACCUACAGUAA